Molecule: messenger RNA, 1406 nt
Organism: Ceratotherium simum simum (southern white rhinoceros)
Lineage: Eukaryota; Metazoa; Chordata; Mammalia; Perissodactyla; Rhinocerotidae
Gene: C7H11orf16
Product: chromosome 7 C11orf16 homolog
Source: RefSeq, a predicted model, not a curated record
GGAGAGGCAGGGGGCCCUGCUUGUAGAAUUUGAGGCUCCCCUUGUCACAGGCCCAAAGCUGCCAGCCCAGCAGCAGAGCAUGGUCUUAGAAGAAGAUGUCAUUCUGUUCUUGCCAUCCGUGGAAUACUCACUGCGACCUGGGGACAAGGUGCUGGCACCCUGGGAGCCAGACCGACAGCGGUAUGGCCCUGGCACUGUUCUCUUGGGCUUGGAGGCAAGAGACCCCGAGAGAGCAUCAAAAGAAGAAGAAAUUACUGUUCACUUCUGGAAUGGCAAGAUAGCUACAGUGCCUCUAGGUGGGGCCUGGUGGGUGCCCCCAGCUGUCUGGAAGAAGGCUAUGGAGAGGCUGCACAAGCCUUUCACCAGGGAGCACCCCAGUCCCCUUCUCUGGGCCCCUUGCUGCCCUCUGCUGGGGCCAGUUGCUGGGUAUGUCACCAACGGGCUUCCUCUGGGCACUCCAUUCCUGUGCCCUCCCUGCUACCCCUAUGCCUGCUGCCAGCUGCUGUGCCAGGGCUGCCUCUGCUGCUCCCCUUUGGUUGGACCCACCUGGUGGCCUCUCACCAGGACCUCAGGGGUCACAGCCACAGAACAUCCAGAGGCCGAGCUGAAGCCCACAGCACAGCUUUUGCCCCUAGAGGGUCCUAAAGAGGAGGAAGUAGCAGUGCAAGCUCCCGUGGCUGUUUCUUCCUCCUCCUCCUCUCCUGAAGAGGAUUUGGAGAAUGAUCUGGAGAUGGGCCUCCCCCAGAGGCUGAUGGUGGACAGCACAGUCAACACAGACCCCAUCCUUCUUGAGAAGUCUCCAAGGAGACAGAGUGGCUUCUGCCAGCCUGAGUGGAGGUACUGGAAGAGAGACAGGUCUGAGCCACAUCCUGGGAAGCCAGGAACAAGAUGUUGCAACAUCCAGAAAGAAAAGGGCAACAAACCACAGCGAGUACAAACUGUAGUCGUGGGGAACACCAAGGAGCUGAUCCUGGAAGCAACCAGCACGAAGCCACUGCAGAUCCUGCCAGAAGAAGCUGAACGCAGAAAACUGAGCCAGGAGGCUAAAAAGUAGUGGUGGUAAAUACCUGAGGAGGAGUCACACAGUGGCUGACAAGACCUCUUCAAUGGAAGGAGGUAGCGUACAGGCCACAGAUGAUAGCUGAAUAAGCAGCAGCAUCUUCACCCCACUGGGACUUCCCUGCAGAUGAGCGGCAGGAAGGGGCACAGGAGCGUGGCGGCCCUGGCCAGGGCUCCCUGCCAGGAGCCUAGUCAGAUCUGCUUGAGGAUGCCUCUUCCACAGAAGCUGCAGGGUGUGGUCAGCCUGCUUUGGACAAAUGUGUCCCCAGCCUCUCUGCCAUCUUUUCAUAAAGCCUACAGUUGUACAUGAGCGAUGUUUGGUUUCACCUCUUAAUACCAAUAAAAAG